This is a messenger RNA of Rhipicephalus microplus (southern cattle tick), 7220 nucleotides long. RefSeq names its product 3'-5' RNA helicase YTHDC2. Gene Ontology annotation, molecular function: ATP binding; protein binding; helicase activity. NCBI's taxonomy places the organism in Eukaryota, Metazoa, Arthropoda, Arachnida, Ixodida, Ixodidae. Gene Ontology annotation, cellular component: intracellular anatomical structure. The record is from RefSeq and is a predicted model, not a curated record.
UCUUUCAUAUGAUUCCAGCCGUUCGAGCAGUAGUCAGCUGCUGACAGCUCGGAAACUGUGAUGAUGCGAACAAACAAGAGAAAUGCUGCCGUCGGUGAAGCGUUUCGCAUCGCCGUCACGACGGCACUUCAAAAGUUCUAUCAGACCGAUGGCCAGACAGAAUAUGAGUUUCCAUCAUCGUUCACGGCCGAAGAGCGAGGUUUCAUACACAAGUACUGCCAGAACCUGGGUCUCAAGUCUAAAAGCCGAGGGAAAGGAUCGAAUCGCUUCCUUACUGCCUACAAGAAAGCCGGUUCCACCAUAGUGCAGGCUGAUGCCGGGUUCACUAUGGGAUCCCUCUCGUGCCGAUUUGCCAUGCUGCUGCUGCAAAAGUUUCCGCUCAACUCUCAUGAGCGCCAUGAGCUGUUACCUCCCACAGAGCGAGAACGCAUUGUCAGUCAGGAAGUGCGGGACGUGAACCGCACAACAGCACGGCUCAACUGUGGCAUUCCCCAAGUGCCACCGCGCAGCGAAGGGGCAAUGGAUGCCCAGCGCCAGCGUCUACCCAUCUGGCAGAGCCGCCAAAAGUUGCUCACCACCAUUGCCCAAAAUCAAGUGACCAUCAUUACAGGAGAAACCGGCUGUGGCAAGACCACUCAGGUGCCGCAGUACCUGUUGGAAGAGUACUGCAGCCUUGGUAAUCCAUGCCGCAUUGUGUGCACUGAGCCCCGACGACUGGCCGCUGUAGCUGUGGCUGAGCGCAUUGCCACCGAACGAAAUGAAAAACUGGGCUACACUGUGGGCUACCAAAUACGUCUGGAGAACAGGGUUUCGCCCAAGACAUUACUGACUGUGUGCACGAAUGGUAUCCUCCUGCGCACCCUCAUGGGCAACGACUCUGCAAUGGCAACAAUCAGCCACGUUAUUGUGGAUGAGGUUCACGAGCGUGAUCGGUUCACUGACUUUUUGCUCACUGUUCUGCGGGACUUGCUUCCAAAGUUCCGAAAUCUGAAAGUUAUUCUGAUGUCAGCUACUAUGGAUGUAGAGCUGUUCAUCAAAUAUUUUGGUAACUGUCCUGUUGUGGAAGUGCCAUCACGAUCGUAUGAAGUGAAGGCCUACUUUUUGGAGGAUGUCUUGCGACUGACGGGAUACACCAGCCAAGACAUGCUGAAGCUGAAGAAAAGCAAACCCCGAGCGGAGCAGCAGAAGGCACAACUUGCUAAGUGGUGUGAUAGUCAGGGCAUAACCACAAGUAGUACCGCCCCUUCAGCAAACAGACUGUCACCUGAGAAGGACCAGGUGGAUGGAAAGGACGAUGGUGACAACGAGGAUACACUUGGUGUUGAUACACGCCUUGCUGCAGUGAUGGACCGUGCUCUUCAGAAUGCUUGGAUGACUGGAACAGACGAGGCUUUUUCCCAGCUGCUCUACCACAUCCUCUCAGACAACAUCCCGGUUGAGUACCACCAUAGUGAAACAAGCGCCACAGCACUGAUGUUAGCUGCUGGACGAGGCAAGGUGGAAAUAGUGGAGGAGCUGCUGUCUCUCGGGGCCGAUCCCUUGACUCGAGCAUCAAACGACUGGACUGCCCUCGAUUGGGCACAGCAUUUUCACCAGUCAAAUGCAGCGGAAGUCAUUCUGGCUCACUUGUUGGUCAUGCAGAGCGGCCUCCCAAAGUCUGAUGACUAUGGUAGCGUUGCUGAGCAGGAGCUAACAGCCGAAGAGCGUGAGCAGCUGGACCUGUACCUUCGUACGACCAACGACGAUGAGACCGACCUGGACCUAAUGCUAGCCCUUAUUCAGAAAGUCCACUUGAGUGCUGAAGAUGGUGCCAUUCUGGUCUUCCUUCCCGGGUUUGAUGACAUGAGCAGACUGAGAGAUAAAAUUCUGGCAGACAAAGGUUUUUCUGAACAGAAGAGGAGGUAUGUACUGUACAUGUUACACUCAAAUGUGCAGUGUAGCGAGCAGCGGCUUGUCUUCAACACAAUGCCACCUGGAGUAAGAAAAAUUGUUCUGUCAACCAAUAUCGCUGAGACAAGCAUUACCAUCAGCGAUGUCACUUUUGUCAUUGACUCCGGCAAGGUUAAAGAGAAGUCCUUUGACAGCCUGACAGGCACCAGCCUGCUCAAGUCCGUGUGGGUGAGUCAGGCGAGUGCCAUGCAACGUCGAGGCCGGGCAGGCCGCACCCACCCGAACGGUGUCUGCUUCCACCUGAUGAGCCGGCAGCGCUUCUGCAGCCUGGCUCCCUUCCAGCAGCCCGAGCUGCUGCGUCUGCCGCUUCAGGAACUGUGCCUCCAGGCAAAGCUCCUUGUUCCACCUAAUGUUCCUAUUGCCGACUUUUUGGCUCGAGCUCCAGAUCCUCCUGCAUUCUUAGUCACAAGGACAGCUGUCACCCUCCUGAAGACAAUAGAUGCAUUGGACCCAUCUGAGCAGCUGACAGAGAUGGGUCUUCACUUGCUUGACCUUCCCAUCGAGCCACACUUGGGAAAAAUGGUGCUCUAUGCAGUUGUGCUCAAGUGCCUUGACCCAGUGCUCACCAUCGUCUGCUGCCUUGCUGUCAAAGACCCUUUUGUGCUCCCCACACAACCAGGCCAGAAGCGACCUGCAUAUGUAGCAAGGCGUAAGCUGGCUGGUAACACCUACAGCGACCACAUGGCUCUCCUCUCCGCAUUUCAGCGUUGGCAGAAGGCCCAUGCCGACAACUGUGAGCACUACUUUUGCGAGCGGAACUUUGUAUCUGGUGCCACUAUGUCCACUGCACUGGCAGUACGAGGCCAGUUGUUGGGCCAGCUUCGGGCAUCAGGCUUUGUGCGGCCUCGUGGAAAUGGUGACAUCCGUGACCUCAACGCCAACUCUGAUAACUGGGCAGUGAUCAAAGCAGCUCUCUGUGCUGGCUCCUACCCAAACCUCCUGAGAGUUGACCGGGAGCGUCGGCAGCUGGUUGCCCAGCGUGCCUCACGAGUCCGGUUCAGCUCGCGUUCCGUCCUGUCCCAGCCGGAUCCUCACAGCUUGGGUGCAUCUGCAGCUGCAGCCAACGCUCGUGAUAGUGUCAUUGCCUCCUUGCCCACUGACUGGCUCAUCUAUGGCGAGCUGGCCAGGGCAGGGCCCACAGCCUUUGCCAACAUGUGUACGCUGGUCUCACCUGUCACGGUGGCACUGUUUGCUGGCCCUCAGCGCCUACCUCUGGAUGCCCUGUAUGAGCCACAAAAUGCUAGGACCACUGGCCUUGGAGAAGACAGCGACAGUGAAGAAGAGGAAGAGUCAGAGCUGCAGAAGUGCAUGCUCAAGCUGGAUGACUGGAUUUCCCUCAAGGCAGAGCCUGAGGGUGGCCGCCUGGCAUUGCACCUGCGCCAGAAGCUGCAGGCACUGUUUCUGCGCCGCAUGAAUUCCCCAGGCAAGCCGUGGUCUCAGUCAGAUGACGCCGUGAUUCGUGCCGUUGUUGGCGUGCUUACGUCGGAGGAAGAGGCCCUGAAUCUUCCGCGACCGCCUCCGGGCAUUGGACAGCGACCACGGCCGUCUGGUGCAGAUGCCUACUCGUUACCUCCACCAGCGGCCGAUGAUCUCAGGAGCCAGGGUGGGGCGGAUGGUUUUGCCGGUCGGCGGGCGGUCCUCCGUCGUGGAGGGUCCUUGGAGUAUGGCCCGAGCUCAUCACCAUCCUCUCGUAGAGGCUCUGGUGCCAGUCUGCCAGCAACUCCUUUGGGUAUGGGACGUUCAGACGCAGGUAGCUCAUGGUGCUCGGACGAUCGGUCCGACUGCUCAUCCCUGCGCUCAACAAGCAGUGGCCAGCCCAGUCCGUGUGGCCCAAGUCCCAGGCACACAGUGACUGGUCACCGUCGAUUCUUCAUCAUCAAGGCGGGCUCACACCGGGCUGUGGAUGUCUCUCUUUCAACGGGCCUGUGGUCCUUGGGACCCAACACAGAUCGCAAGAUACAGCCAGCAAUCAGGGAAGGCAAGGAGGUGAUACUGAUAUUCUCAGUGCAUGGAAGUGGACACUUUCAAGGCUAUGCGAUGCUCCUGGGACCAGCAGCCAACAAGAACUGGCCCACUGAUGAUCAUGAUGGCAGUUCGGGAGGCCGUUUCUACUUCAUCAAAUGGAAGCACAGGUGUAACCUGUCAUUCCAGAACACCAGGCAUCUGUUGAACCCCUGGAAUGAGAACCGGAAAGUGCAGAUUAGCCGAGACGGCCAGGAAGUUGAGCCCAGUGUUGGCGAGGCUCUCUGCCACCUUUGGGAUGGCCUUCCCGAUGCUUCUGUCACCGAGUCUGUUCGGCACUGACGGGAUAUAGUGUCUACUUCCUGGUGAAUGCCGCUGAAGAGACAGAGGCACAUCUCUUGCAAGUUAGGCUUCGCAGACAGCAUGCGCGACAAGACAACAAAAUUGUGUUGGUUGUGUUGGGUGCCCCACCCCCGUUAAGCAUUGUGCUUUAUUUAUUAUUGUUACCUUCUUUUAGAUGGCACAAUGAAUCUGAAGCUCGCCUUGCAAUGCACCUCGGCAAAGGAUCAAUAUUUACUGCGUUAAACAUUUUAAGUUCCUUUCUUUUACAUAUCACUCAUUGAAACUCGGCACUCAAAAUUCUUAGCACCGAGCCACAGCUGAUACACGGUUCGUUCAAGUCAUUUGAGUAGUCAUAUGGAAAAUAAUCCGUUAAGUUUCUCCUGUUCGUAAAGCCCCUCAGAACUGUCACACUAAUAAUAAUUCAGGAAUGUUUGUCUUGGUAAUGGUCUAGAACUGUGUCACGUUUGUAUAAGAAUGCUGUAUGCUUGGACAUUGUGUACCGUGCACUUUGAAUGUAUCUGGGAAAACGAAAUCGCGUAUUGAGGGGCUCUUGCAUUAGUUUAGUUGCCCGCCAACUGCACCUUUCAACUUCUCGAAUAGAACAUAAAAGGUAGUUUCCUUUCACGUCUAAAGCGAAAAGGUCUCGGUAUCUAGUUUUGGGAGCAGUAAUAUCUGUAGUACCCCUGCUGAAAGUUUUAGCCUGAGAACCAAAGUGCUUGCAAGGUCCCCAAUAUUGAAUGCAGGGGUAGCAGUAUGCACCGCAGCGGUUCUUGUGCUUCACGAUCAAUUGGGCUCUCUCUUGGAACUCUUCACUUCAGGGUGAACAACCAGCCAUGUUUCGUGUGGUUCUGAGAGUUUUUGCUUGGUCGCAGAUACAUGCGCCAGACCAGAGCAUCUAGAAUUCGGGUCUACUGGCAAUGGUAUGGUUAGCAACCUGUAGUACCAACCCUCUUGACAAGAUUCAGUUAUGUCAACUGGGCACUUGGCGAAGUCACUGCACUGUUGUUAAUAAGUCAGCCGAGAGGUGCACUUUACAACUGUAACAGUGAUUUCAGACAAGUCCAACAGAAGGAGGAAGUGCGCAUUCACUUUGACAGUGCCCUUGAGAAAUCUAAAAUGUCUGUUUAUCAUGUUGUCACAUAUUUAAAAUGUUGCAGGCAGAGAAACCUGUAUUGUUUGGUAUAACUGUCAGUUCGAGCGCACGAAUGAACAGAAAUGAAGAGAGGACUAGUUGGGCUAGUUUGGAUAUGCAUGGUAUAACUGUCUGUAUGAACUGACAGUUAUACCAUGCAUAUCCAACUAGCCCAACUUUCAAUUCUGUUGAAACCUGUAUUGGGAAGCAUUUGCAAGGGUUACAAAUAUAGCAGUGCUGCUUGGUAAAGAGCUCUUGUAAAGCCAGCUGUUUAUCAUCCUCUCAUCGGGUGCCCAAAUUUAAGAAGCAGCCAGCAGAUAUGGUCGUAGUGCGGGAGCAAGCUGAGGUAACAUGCUUGUCGUAGUUUUUGUAAAGGUAUCUGAGGACUUUUUACCUUGCUUUCUCAACUGUGACGCCAUGCAGCACGCAUUUAGCAGCUCGCACUGCUAUAAUUUGUGUUCUGCUGUGACAAACUGUUCAGAAUUCAAUUGCAGUGCACUUACACGAAUUUUACUGGAGCAGUGUUUGUGUAACCUAUUCAGUGUUUGGAUAUUUGGAUAACUGGCGCUUGCAACACAACCAAGUGGACUUUUGUCCUGCAAUUGCGGGUGCUUACUCUUAAGGCAUUGGUAUUCUGUCUCAAGCACAGUUCAAUGAAAUGCAGAUUUCGCAAUUUUUAUUAAGUGCAGUUUUGCUAAAUUACAUCGUUCAAAAGCGUCAAUUUCUAAUACUUUUUUUUACUGUCUUUACAAUCUUUUGUUCUAUUUGUUUGUGGUGCAUGAUAUAUUAGGAUCACAUUAAUGGAAAUGAGUGGUAAAUAUGACAAGAGUGUUUACUGUAAAUGUAUAGCUUGCUAGAGGUAUUAUUCAUUGCAAGACCUAAUAUAUUUCUUCAGGUUUUGGGGUGGUGCAGUGCUUACAACAGUUUUAUCUUCUGCAUAUACACAAAUGCAAAUCUGCUAUGAACGAUUAUUCACUAUUAGUUCAGCUUGAUGCCAGUACCAAGUUCUUUUUUAAAUGUAAUGUUGAUUGUAUUUUCACUUAGUUUUAAAAACUCGCAACAAGUUGUUAGUUGUAGGAAGCUUCAGAAUACGUGAUCUUUCAAUAUCCCCAUACUACUACAGCAGGUCUUAUCUCUCUGUUAAGGAGUUACAUGAGCUUUUGGAAUGUGUUGUUUACAUAUGUGCACUGUGAAGUUGAAGGCACUGCAAUUUGUGAUGGCAGCUAAGAAUCUCAUGCACGGCAGCCAUUUUGUGCCAUUCUAGUCCCGACAUUUGAAAAAAAAAAAAAAAGUUCCUUGGUGUCUAGUUGAAAGUUGUACAAAGCUACAAAAGAAGCUCACACCAGAACCGGAAACAGAAAUAUGUGAGCUUCUUUUAGGUGGUUGUCAGUGUUCAAGAAAUCGCCUGCACGUGUAAAUUUCCACAUUACUCAUUUUUUUAGCCCCUGUAUCUGUGAUGAAUGGAUUAUACUAACAUUUGCCUUUUUUAUUUACUCACACUGCCAAACAGUUUAUUGUAUGUUGCUGUUGCUUCUAUUGCUUUGUAAACUGUUGCGAGACUGCAAUGGACUCCCAUUGAACAUUGUGUUGUACUUGGUGAUGUAAUGUUGUCUGGUCAUAAGAUACAUUUCAUUUUUUUUUUUUUUUUUUGCUGAAGUCUCCCUCUCAAUGUUAGGUCUGCUACACAAGGGACUACUUGUUGAGUGUGUAGCAUGUGCAUACCUUUAGAGCAUCAUUCUGUGUGUACUUAGCAUAGGUUACAAUCAUUUUACUUGAUGCAAAGAUACAGCUCCACAGUUAUCGAUACAGAGACUAGAAAUAAAAGGUUGGUGCG